Molecule: messenger RNA, 1269 nt
Organism: Oncorhynchus masou masou (cherry salmon)
Lineage: Eukaryota; Metazoa; Chordata; Actinopteri; Salmoniformes; Salmonidae
Exons: 2
Coding region: 1-1269 (422 amino acids)
Source: RefSeq, a predicted model, not a curated record
AUGAGCUUCCCUGAGACGGUUUCUGAUAGUUUGUGCAGAAAUCCUUUGGUUGUGCAAACCCAUAGUUUCAUCAGCUGUCCAGGUGGCUGGUCUCAGAUGAUCCCAAAAGUGAAGAAGCCGGAUGUGGAGAUCCUGGCCUGGCGUGGCUCCACGUGCUCUCCUCACCCCCAGCUCUCCAGCUCUCCAGCUCUCCAGUUCUCCUCACCCCCAGCUCUCCAGCUCUCCAGUUCUCCUCACCCCCAGCUCACCAGCUCUCCAGCUCUCCUCACCCCCAGCUCUCCAGCUCUCCAGUUCUCCACGCCCCCAGCUCUCCAGCUCUCCUCGCCCCCAGCUCUCCAGUUCUCCUCACCCCCAGCUCUCCAGUUCUCCAGCUCUCCUCGCCCCCAGCUCUCCAGUUCUCCAGUUCUCCUCACCCCCAGCUCUCCAGUUCUCCUCACCCCCAGCUCUCCAGUUCUCCUCACCCCCAGCUCUCCAGUUCUCCUCGCCCCCAGCUCUCCAGCUCUCCUCACCCCCAGCUCUCCAGUUCUCCUCACCCCCAGCUCUCCAGCUCUCCAGUUCUCCUCACCCGCAGCUCUCCAGUUCUCCUCACCCCCAGCUCUCCAGUUCUCCUCACCCCCAGCUCUCCAGUUCUCCUCACCCCCAGCUCUCCAGUUAUCCUCACCCCCAGCUCUCCAGUUCUCCUCACCCCCAGCUCUCCAGCUCUCCAGCUCUCCUCACCCCCAGCUCUCCAGUUCUCCUCACCCCCAGCUCUCCAGCUCUCCAGUUCUCCUCACCUCCAGCUCUCCAGUUCUCCUCACCCCCAGCUCUCCAGUUCUCCUCACCCCCACCUCUCCAGUUCUCCUCACCCCCAGCUCUCCAGCUCUCCUCACCCCAGCUCUCCAGUUCUCCACACCCCCAGCUCUCCAGCUCUCCUCACCCCCAGCUCUCCAGUUCUCCUCACCCCCAGCUCUCCAGCUCUCCAGUCUCCUCACCCCCAGCUCUCACCCCCAGCUCACCCCCAGUUCUCCUCACCCCCAGCUCUCCAGUUCUCCUCACCCCCAGCUCUCCAGCUCUCCUCACCCCCAGCUCUCCAGUUCUCUCCUCACCCCCAGCUCUCCAGUUCUCCUCACCCCCAGCUCUCCAGUUCUCCCUCACCCCCAGCUCCAGUUCUCCUCACCCCCAGCUCUCCAGUUCUCCUCACCCCCAGCUCUCCAGCUCUCCAGUUCUCCUCACCCCCAGCUCUCCAGCUCUCCAGUUCUCCUCACCCCCAGCUCUCCAGACUUCAGUUAA